Molecule: messenger RNA, 1251 nt
Organism: Phalaenopsis equestris
Lineage: Eukaryota; Viridiplantae; Streptophyta; Magnoliopsida; Asparagales; Orchidaceae
Product: LON peptidase N-terminal domain and RING finger protein 1
Exons: 13
Coding region: 98-1036 (312 amino acids)
Source: RefSeq, a predicted model, not a curated record
ACGUUAUGAAGAGGCACGAGAAGCUGUACUUACUGCCCUUCAAAUUGACCCUCUGAGCCAUCAUGCCAAGGAUUGUCUUCUGAGUUUGGAUAAGUUCAUGUCUGGUUCAGCUAAGAGGGUUAAACAGUGGAAACCACAGCGAACCGAUGAUUUUGAAUGCACAUUAUGCCUAAAGCUAUUGUUUGAACCGGUCACUACUCCUUGUGGGCAUUCUUUUUGCCGCUCAUGUGUACUUCAGACUAUGGAUCAUGGUAACAAGUGUCCCAUGUGCCGCAUGGUCCUAUUUAUCAGCCCCAGAACGUAUCCUAUUAGUGUGACUCUGAAUAAUAUUAUACAGAAAAACUUUCCUGAGGAAUAUGCUGAGAGGAAGUUGGAGCAUGAGAAUCUAACAUAUGGGGGGACAGACACAUUGCCUCUUUUUGUUAUGGACGUUGUUCUUCCAUGCCAGAAGUUGUCACUUAAUAUAUUUGAGCCACGCUAUAGACUGAUGGUGAGAAGAAUAAUGGAGGGAAAUCAUCGCAUGGGAAUGGUGAUAAUAGAUUCUACAACAGGUGCAAUUGCUGAUUUUGCUUGUGAAGUGGAAAUCCUUGAGUGUGAACCGCUGCCAGAUGGGCGGUUUUACUUGGAGGUAGAAGGUCGCCGUAGAUUUCGUAUCUUACGAUCAUGGGAUCAGGAUGGGUAUCGAGUUGCUGAGGUUGAAUGGGUUCAAGAUUUACUCCCCUCAGAGGGAACACGAGAGAGGGAAGAUCUGCAAAAGAUGGCUAGCGAGGCAUCAGAACAUGCUCAAACAUGGAUAAGAAAUGCAAGAGAAGCUGUAAGAAUAGGUAGGAGGGCAAGGCGCUUGGAUUUUCUUCAAGCUGAUGCGGUACCUGGAGCUCAGGAUCCCGAGAAAUUUAGUUUUUGGCUUGUGAAUCUUCUAAACCUGAAACCCUCUGAGAGGCUGAACUUGCUACGAAUGAGAGAUACAAGAGAGAGGAUUUCCUGCGGGCUUAACAUCCUGAGGAGAACUGAAGAGCAGGGCUGCUUGGUCCAGUAACAGGAAAGUUUUUUGAACUAAUUUUUCCUUUCAUGAUCAAGUAUAUAGUCUGUUGAUCCUUUAAUAAGACGGGCAUAUGAUUGUCCAGCUUUUUUACCUGACUAUUUUUUUCACUAUUUCCUUAUUGUAAAAUACUGAGAAGUUAUGUAUUUGGAACAUUUACUUGUAUACCACUCGAGCCCUAUGUAUUUACAUAUUUAUCAUCUAAAAUUUAA